UCCUCACGGUGAUCCCCGACACCACUGCCCGCUUCUCACGCACACACUCACGCACACCCACAGAGACACACUCAUGAGUGCGCGUCGCGUCCGUGCGCACGAGCGGCCGCUGCAACCAGCUGACUUCACCUGAACGGAGCAAAGCGGCGGGACAGAACCACCAAACAAUGUGAGCCAACUGCAUUAUGCGCUGCCGCAGGUUGUUGCUACUUUUGCGCUCUUUUAGGAGGUAACGGGGAGGUGCAAGCUUGCAUGCCAUCACCAUGGAUUGCCUUUUUCUUCUGAUAUGGACUUUACCUAUCCCGCUGGUCGGCUGCACCUCAGUCAAGCUGCUCUCCACCUUCUUGUCCUGGAAUAUCAUCAAGACUUUGCACAUCUACUGCACACACACCUCCCACUCUGUUUUAGCCAGCUAUUCUUUCAGCAACAGCCACGGAUUAAAUCAUGAUUAUGUGUUUGUAACCCCCGUGGAGGUGGACUCUGAUGGCACGUACCUGUCCCAUGAUGUGAGCAGGACAAGCCAUCGCAGCAAGAGGGCUCUGUCCUCCUUUUUGCACUACCGGCUCUCUGCCUUCGGACAGGACAUGCACCUGGACCUGCAGCCAUCCUCUGUGGUUGGUCCAGGAUUCACCGUGCAGACAGUUGGCUCGGACGGCAUCUCCAUGGUAACGACUGAUGUGGGGUUUCACAAUUGUCUGUAUCAGGGAUUUAUCCGCAACCACUCAGCCUCCUCAGCAGCCAUAUCAACAUGUUCCGGACUGUCAGGUUUGAUCCGUGUGUCUCAGGAGGAGUAUUUGAUAGCACCAUUACCACAACAUCUAGCGGAGCAGCACAACUACAGCGCCCCCAGUGGCCAUCACCCACAUGUUGUCUACAAGCGAUCAGCAGAACAUGUUGUUCAUAGAAGACCUAGAAGCUCAUCUGUCACUGGUUCCUCCAGAUUUGACAGUCCUUAUCGCCACUAUCAUCAUCAUCAGCAGCAUCUUAACUCUCAACAAAGACAGCAGCAUCGGCAACACUUCUGCGGGCGCCGCAAGCAAUACGCUCCCAAGCCUCCUGCAGAGGAUCGCUUCAUCAUGCCUGAUGAGUUUGCAAUGGCGGAGAUGGAGGAACCAGGGAGGACAAAAAGAUCACCCAUCAACUCCAACAGGGUGGGAGGACUGAAUGUGGAGACCCUGGUGGUGGCAGACAGGAAGAUGCUGGAGAAACACGGCAGGGAAAACGUCACCACCUAUGUCCUCACUGUCAUGAAUAUGGUUUCCAGUCUUUUCAAAGAUGGCACCAUUGGGACAGACAUCAACAUUGUGGUGGUUAGCUUGUUGCUGCUGGAUCAAGACCCGCUGGGCUUGAAUUUAAAUCACCAUGCCGACCAGUCCCUCAACAGCUUCUGUCAAUGGCAGUCAGGUCUGGUGGGGAAAGGAGGUAAACGACACGACCAUGCUGUUCUCCUCACUGGACUUGACAUUUGUUCCUGGAAGAAUGAACCCUGUGACACCCUGGGUUUUGCACCUAUCAGUGGCAUGUGCAGUAAGUACAGGAGCUGCACCAUAAAUGAGGACACAGGCCUGGGCUUGGCCUUCACCAUCGCUCAUGAGUCUGGACACAAUUUUGGGAUGAUCCAUGAUGGGGAAGGGAACCCUUGUCGCAAGACAGAAGGCAACAUCAUGUCUCCCACCCUGGCUGGUAACAAUGGGGUCUUUUCCUGGUCCAUAUGCAGUCGACAAUACCUCAGCCGCUUCCUUGGAACAGCCCAGGCAUCCUGUCUCGGGGACGAGCCUAAGCAGAUCGGUCAGUACAAGUAUCCUGAGCAGCUUCCCGGGCAGCUGUAUGACGCAGACACGCAAUGCAAGUGGCAGUUUGGGUCCAAGGCCAAACUGUGCAGCCUUGAUUUUGUCAAGGACAUCUGCAAGUCGCUGUGGUGUCACCGUACGGGGCAUCGAUGUGAGACAAAGUUCAUGCCUGCUGCAGAGGGCACCACCUGUGGCCCAGACAUGUGGUGUCGAAGAGGUCAGUGUGUUAAAUUUGGGGAGUAUGGUCCUAGAGCCAUCCAUGGCCAGUGGUCAGCUUGGUCCCAGUGGUCCGACUGCUCCAGAACCUGCGGAGGAGGGGUCAUGUACAGGGAGCGCUCCUGCACCAGCCCACGACCACAAAACAAUGGUAAAUUCUGCUCAGGCUCCAGUCGUCUUAACCAGUUGUGUAACACUCGACUAUGCCCUCCCAACGCUGUGGACUUCCGGGCCCAACAGUGUGCCGAGUACAACAGCAAGCCCUUCAGGGGCUGGUACUACAAGUGGAAACCUUAUACCAAAGUGGACGAGGAAGACAUCUGUAAGCUGUAUUGCAUUGCAGAAGAUUAUGACUUCUUCUUUGCCAUGUCCAGCAAGGUUAAAGAUGGCACCUCCUGCUCUGACCAGAAAGGAGAUGUCUGCAUCGAUGGAGUGUGUGAGGGUGUGGGCUGUGACCAGAUUCUGGGCUCCAAGGCUUCUCUGGAUGCCUGUGGAGUCUGUAAGGGAAAUAACAACACUUGCAAAUUCUUCAAGGGCCAGUACACCCUUCAACACCGGGCUAAUGAGUAUUACUCCAUGGUAACAGUUCCAGCUGGGGCUCGAAGCAUUCACAUCCAGGAAAUGGAAGUGUCCACCAGCUAUCUGGCUGUCCGUUCCCUGAAAAGGAAGUACUACUUAACUGGGGAGUGGACUGUGGACUGGCCGGGGAAGUUCUACUUUGGUGGGACUGUGUUCGACUACCAGCGCUCUUUCAACAAGCCAGAGAGCCUGUAUGCUGCCGGACCGACUAAUGAGACGCUGGUGUUUGAAAUCCUUCUUCAGGGGAAGAACCCGGGUGUGGUGUGGGAGUACACCCUGCCUCGCACUGAGAGGAAACCCGAGUACAGCUGGGGUGUGGUGCGCUCAGACUGUUCUGCUCCAUGUGCUGGAGGUCGUAUCUCCACCAAGGCUAUCUGUCUGCAGGACCAGAAAAUUCAGGUCAACUCCAGCAUGUGUAACCCCCACACCAGGCCGACGCUGGGCUCCCAUCUCUGCAACACACAGCCCUGCCCUGCAUAUUGGGUGACUGGAGACUGGGGGCCCUGCAGUCGGUCAUGUGGAGGAGGUCAACAGACCAGGAUGCUGCGCUGCUUGAGGAAAGUGACAUAUCAGAGGGAAGAGGUGGUGGCACACUCCCUCUGCCCUGUCAUUUCUCCUGCCCAAGUCCAGCCAUGCCACACACAGGCCUGCCCACCAGAGUGGAGCACUGGGUCCUGGUCUCAGUGCUCUAAGUCUUGCGGACGAGGACUGAGGAAGAGGAGCGUUUUCUGCCGCAGCACCGAUCCCGGUGCCAAAGCAGUGGUGGUGCCAGACAGCAUGUGCAGACAGCACCACAGACCCAAAGCCCAAGAGACUUGCGUCCUGCGGCGCUGCCCCAAGAACGAGAAGCUGCAGUGGAUUCCCACUCCCUGGGGAGAGUGCUCCAGGUCUUGUGGCUCAGGCAUCCAGAGGAGAGAGCUGCUCUGCGGGGAGAGAGACUCACAAGGAGGGUACGUGGAGUUCCCCAUACGGAGGUGCAGGAAUAUGGCCAAGCCUUUGGUGGAUCUUCAGCAAGUGUGUAAUCGAGGUCCGUGCCCAGAGCUCCCGCGGGUGGUCCCUGGCAGAGCAACCACUAGCGGUGUAGUCUUAGGAUGGUACUCAUCUCCCUGGCAGCAGUGCUCUGUGUCCUGUGGAGGAGGCGUUCAGACUCGAAGCAUCCAGUGUCUCCGACAAGGUCGCCCUGCAGCCGGCUGCCUGCCCCACCAGAGGCCUGUCACUUCUAGGGCAUGCAACACACAAUUUUGCCCCGCAGCUCCCCUGGCUCCAGCCCAACGGCCUGGCAGCAGGGUCAUAGCUGCCGGGCCGACACUGAAAGAUGAACACUGUGUUGACCACUUCGGUUGGUGCCACUUGGUUCCCCAACACGGUGUAUGUAAUCAUAAGUUCUAUGGACAGCAGUGCUGCAAGUCCUGCUCCAGCAAGAAGCCAUAGAGCUCUGACAUCUCUGAGUCUGAAGGAAUCGCCACCACAGAAGCCAUUCAGGGACAAAUGCACACUACACACAAAAAUUGUGCCCAAUGAUGUGUGUUUACCUCCUGGAGUACUUGACCAAUGCAUUUUGUAAAAGAGAGAAUCCAUGGACUCAAAGAGAGCAAUUGUGACUGCUGAUGCUUCUCUGCCAAAAUGGUAUCACCAGGUCACUGAUUACAUUUGAACUGGAAAGUUGGUGAAAACACCAUUUGAAGACAUGUUGAUGUAUUAUAUAUGUUGUCACUUUGUUGUGCAUUUUUCUUUUGAAUCCUCUGAAACUAGAAAGCCAUCAUGAGAACAGAAAAGGACAAUAGUGCUUUUAGCAUGCUUAUGUGUUGUAUAUUUUAAGGCAUCUGAUUUCAUAUGCCUGUAUUUAAGUUAUUAUGGGUCGUGAUAUAUGAUUUUACAUUCUGUCAGCUGUACAGUGGACCAGUGACAUGUUAUGUCUGUAUUUGGAUAUACCACAGGUUUGUGCCAGUCAUCCUUGGAUCUGUGUGAUGAGAUUUUCAAUGAGGCAUUAGUAAUCAGUGAUCAGCACUUCUCCCGCACACAUUACCUGCUUUCCCUCUAUGCUGCUGCUGAAUCACAGCAGGACACACAAUUUCUGUGCAUUUCAUUCAUGUUAAUGCAAUGACAUUAAGCCUAUCUGUGCAUGAAACACAUUGUAUUCAGCUGCUCUGUUUUGUUUUUCUUUAUCUCUCCUGUAUCUCUUUGGUAAAUAGCUUGACCAUCCAGCUUUCUUUUUUUUUCUUUUGUUUUCUUUUCUUUUCUUUUCUUUCAAUCCCUACAUUCUCUGUAUUGAUUGCAGCCAAAAUGAGGUGAAUAAUGAGUAAAACUUUCUGCAGGCUUAGGGGAGAGAGGAGUAGGGUGAAGAGGGAUUGAAGAGGAUGAUUGCCAGCCAGGAGUGGGUGUAGUCCAGAUAGCAAAAAAGGUUUUUGCUUGUUAAGAGAAAACAAUAUAGGAAUGCUCGCCACAGAUGUCUGCUUAAAUGUGGAGAUGUAGCAGGUGGAGUUUGAGAUAAGAGACAACACUCGCAUUUGGUCUGAUGUUGAUAAGCUUGCAACACAUAAUAAAAUGGUUCAAAGGCCUCACUUCUCUUGUGGACACAAACAUGUGUCCUGCUCGCUCAUUAUAAAAGAAAUGGAGUGAUAAUGUAUCACACACUGUCUCCUACUGAACCAUGCUCCGCUCUCCCAGCAAGCAUUGCAAUCAUGACUGCAUUUCAUUGUGAUGCAUUUCCAUCAGCUACAUGUCAAAAUAGAAAAACAAAUUGAAAAUUAAUUACUAGGUGUUUAUAUUUUUUGAAAUACAUAAUGCAGCAUGAAUAACAACUUUUGGUACUAUUGUUGUGUUUAAUGUCUUGAUCUCUGUUUAAAACAUGAAAAAUAUGAUCAGUUCCCCAGAACUUAAAAUAGGAGGAAACUUCCACAAGAAAAUAGAUUCAUCCACUCAGUCCAGUCCUUUUCAUGAAACUCUGGCUGUUUGUUGUACCUACUUACAGUAACUACAAAGCUUCUAUGGGUACUUUAUAAUUCCUUUUAUUGAUAAAAAAAAAAUAUGUGACGUGAAAAAAAAAUUACAUUUCACAUUACAUUUUUGUUACUGAUCCAUAAUCUAAAAAUAAAAAUGUGUAAU
Molecule: messenger RNA, 5690 nt
Organism: Melanotaenia boesemani (Boeseman's rainbowfish)
Lineage: Eukaryota; Metazoa; Chordata; Actinopteri; Atheriniformes; Melanotaeniidae
Gene: adamts18
Product: ADAM metallopeptidase with thrombospondin type 1 motif, 18
Exons: 24
Coding region: 264-4016 (1250 amino acids)
Biological process (GO): proteolysis; extracellular matrix organization
Cellular component (GO): extracellular matrix
Molecular function (GO): metalloendopeptidase activity
Source: RefSeq, a predicted model, not a curated record